GUCUCAUCCUGGCGUACCGCCAUAUCACUGAGCCAGAUUCCUGAUGGAACCGUUCCAUAUCUGGCCCGUCGAGGCCGCUGAUUGGCCCGCGCCAGGACGAUGACGCUGAUAGUGCCUUCCGAUUUACUGUAUAUCCCAGACGAGUUUUUGUUUAUAUCCCAUCGUGUGUCCGGCUGCAGUGUGUUACUUGUCUUCCCCAUCGCUUUCUCUGUGUCCAACGCUGGUGGUUCCCUUGCCCUCCACUGCAAUAUACCUAUCGGUACCCCCUACAACCUCUACAUAUCGUCGUCUGUGUCUCAGUCGCUUCUGAUCCCCAUUCCGACUUCAUCUUUCUUCGUCCUUCAGGCCCGAGAUGCCUCGAAUUCGAGAAUGGAUCGAGAAGCUCGAGGUCCCAACAGAACCCGGGUUGACCACCACCCAGUUGAUGUUGACGAACCGUGACUUGCGGCCAGUUGAAUACGAGCGUCGUCAAUGGAGAUGGUUCAACUUUGUUGCCUUCUGGAUCGCAGACUCGUUGAAUAUUAACACAUGGAUGAUCUCAUCCUCGAUGAUUGUCGAUGGUCUGUCCUGGUGGCAGGCAUGGAUCUGCGUCUGGGUUGGAUAUUUCAUUGCCGCUUGCUUUGUCUGCCUGACCGGUCGCAUCGGUGCCGUCUAUCACAUUUCGUUCCCGGUCGCAUGCCGAUCUACCUUUGGCAUAUGGGGUUCGUUCUGGCCCGUCUUCAACCGGGCGGCCAUGGCAGUUGUCUGGUAUGGCGUUCAGGGUUAUAUUGGAGGCGAGUGUGUGACCUUGAUGAUCCAAUCCAUAUGGCCAAGUUAUAAGAACCUGCCCAACCAUAUUCCUGCAAGCUCCGGAGUCACCAGCAAGGACUUUCUGAGCUUCUUCCUUUUCUGGCUCUUCUCGCUGCCUGCCCUCUGGUUCCCGGUCCACAAGAUCAGGCAUCUCUUUACCGUCAAAGCGAUCUACUCCCCCAUCGCUGCCAUCGCCUUCUUUGCCUGGGCCAUUUCCCGUGCCAAUGGAAUCGGCCCGAUCGUCCAUCAACCCGCCACCGUACAUGGAAGCGCCCUGGCUUGGGCUGUCAUCAAGUCCAUCAUGAGCUGUCUCGGCAACUUUGCGACCCUGAUUGUGAAUGACCCCGACUUUUCGAGGUUCUCCCGAACGCCCAAGGAAGCGCUAUGGUCGCAGCUGCUCACGAUCCCCAUCGGGUUCGGCAUCACGUCCUUCAUCGGCAUCAUUGUUUCGUCAUCGUCAGCAGUCAUCUUCGGCGGUGACUUUGUGUGGAACCCAUUGACUCUUUUGGGGCAGUUUUUGGACGGGGCCAGCUCGGCCGAGCGUUUCGGAAUCUUCAUUAUCUCGACUGGCUUUGCUCUGGCCCAGUUGGGCACGAACAUCUCCGCCAACUCGGUCUCUGCGGGUACCGAUAUGACGGCCUUGUUGCCUCGGUACCUCACCAUCCGACGGGGUAGUUAUAUCUGCGCCGCGGUUGGUCUCUGCAUGUGUCCGUGGAAACUUUCAUCCUCAUCCAAUCAGUUUACCACCUAUCUUUCGGCCUAUUCCAUCUUCCUCUCGUCGAUCGCUGGGCCCAUGGUUUCGGACUAUUACCUCGUCCGGAAAGGCUACCUACGCGUGAAGGAUCUGUACAGUGCCCGGAGUGACUCGGCGUACCGCUACAUGUUUGGCUUCUCCUGGCACGCAUACGCUUCGUACCUCUCAGGCAUUAUCAUCAACAUUGUCGGGUUUGCCGGCGCCGUUGGACGAAGCGUGCCGGUGGGAGCCCAGUACAUCUACAACAUCAACUACUUCUCCGGGUUCCUCGUCUCAUUCGUGAUGUAUUGGGCGCUGACGAAGCUGUUUCCCAUCCCUGCCACCAGCAACAAGUGGCACGAGGUCGACCCCGAUGUCAACGAAGACCGCCUGUCCAUUGCGGAUGGUCAGGAGGUGUGUCCGGAAGAUGAUCACCCGACAGGCAAGCCGCUAGACCUUGAAGCUCCUGUUGACCAGAAGCAUCCCAAGUCCACGGAAUCGUCGGUGGUAUGAACGAGGCAUGACUUUCCUUCUUUGUUGAUAUUGUAUUCUAAUGACUGAACGUUUACUUGCCUACGGCUAAAUAUUAAUACCGUCCUAUGAACGAGGCAUGACUUUUAUUCUUUGUUGAUAUUGUAUUCUAAUGGCUGAACGUUUACUUGUC
Messenger RNA from Aspergillus sclerotioniger CBS 115572, 2186 nucleotides. RefSeq names its product nucleobase cation symporter-1 family protein. Gene Ontology annotation, molecular function: nucleobase transmembrane transporter activity. The record is from RefSeq and is a predicted model, not a curated record. Gene Ontology annotation, cellular component: plasma membrane. The transcript is spliced from 5 exons. Lineage: Eukaryota; Fungi; Ascomycota; Eurotiomycetes; Eurotiales; Aspergillaceae. Gene Ontology annotation, biological process: nucleobase transport; transmembrane transport. The coding region runs from base 353 to 2035 and encodes 560 amino acids.